GAGUCCCCGGAUCACUAGGGCGUAUGUCUCCAGUUGUGAAAAAGAGAGAGAGAGAGAGGCGAUCGUCGCAGGACCUCUAUGUCGAUCGAAUGCUUGUUCUUCUCCCAUUGCGGCGUUUCAAUUCUGUGAGUUCAGGUAGCGCGAGAGGGUUGACCAGAAUUGUGCAAGGUAACGGGUGGAUUUCGAAGAUUUCUUGCAAGUCCACUUUGAGGAGGAAAUACAUCAAGCUUAUGUACUCUCUGUCGUUACUAUAUGCGUUUGUUUAUAAGCUGCUGAUUUCUGGUUGAGGAUUUAGAGUCAUGGCAUUGGUCACGAGUUUGGUCUCGCCAGUUGUACGAACAUUACCGAAUUCAGAUACUCUUUCGUCAACUUCGGGUUUCUCAACUUCUUUGCGUUCUACGAAAUCUCUCACAUUGUGUCGUGCCGGAGUUGAUUGGUGCGGUUCCGUUGAUUUGAGGCCUGGUUGGAGGAGACGGCAAACCUUGAAUCGAAGGACAGUAAAGAAGUUUACGGCAAGGCCCAAUCAUAGCUGGAGGACAGUGUGUGCUGCAGUCUUAGAAAAUGCCUCUGGAACAACUACGUUCAGUAAAGAGAAUGCUAAAUAUGAGGUUGUGAAUCUUGAAGAUAUUUUGGCCGAACGCGAUGCUUGUGGAGUUGGAUUCAUCGCCAGUUUGAAGAAUGAGGCUUCGCAUAAAAUUGUGAAGGAUGCACUCAAGUCUCUAGGAUGCAUGGAACACCGCGGAGGCUGCCUUGCUGACAACGAUUCUGGUGAUGGAGCGGGCAUAAUGACUAGAAUUCCAUGGGAACUAUUUGAUCAGUGGUUUAAAGAGCAAGGGCUCCCUCUUCCUGAUAAAGCUAAGACGGCCGUGGGCAUGGUAUUCUUGCCUACGGACUCCGAUUCGAGAGCAGCAGCUAAAGCAGUUGUAGAGGGGAUUUUAGAGAAGGAGGGCAUUGAGGUGCUUGGAUGGCGGCAGGUGCCAGUAGAUGUGUCAGUACUUGGACCUAUCGCCAAGAAAACCUUACCAUUAGUGGAACAGGUCUUUGUGAAAGUGUCUAUGGAACAAGCAGGGGAUGAUAUCGAAAGAGAACUGUUUAUUACUCGUAAGUUAAUAGAGAAAGCCAAGGAGAAGGAGCCUUGGAGUGAAGACCUCUACUUCUGUUCUUUCUCCAGCCGAACAAUCGUAUACAAGGGAAUGAUGCGAUCAACCGUGUUAGGCACAUUUUAUAGUGACUUUCACAACGAUUCAUAUGUAACCCCGUUCGCUAUCUAUCACAGACGCUUCAGCACGAACACCAGCCCAAGAUGGCCACUUGCUCAACCCAUGCGUUUUUUGGGUCAUAAUGGGGAAAUUAACACGAUACAGGGUAACCUUAACUGGAUGCGAUCUAGGGAGGCAUCUAUGACAUCCCCUGUUUGGAGAGGACGGGAGGAGGACAUUAGACCAUUUGGCAAUGCUAAGGCCUCUGAUUCGGCUAAUCUAGACAUGGUUGCCGAGUUAUUAAUGAGAAGUGGUCGUAGUCCUGAGGAGACCUUGAUGAUGUUGAUACCAGAAGCCUACAUGAAUCAUCCCACGCUACAGAUCAAGUAUCCUGAGGCUGUUGGCUUCUAUGAGUAUUACAAGGGCCAAAUGGAGCCUUGGGAUGGACCUGCCCUGGUUGUUUUCAGCAACGGGAGGACAGUAGGAGCGUGUCUGGAUCGGAAUGGACUUCGUCCUGCUCGAUUUUGGCGAACAAAAGACGAUAUUAUAUAUGUGGCUUCUGAGGUUGGAGUAAUGGAUAUUGAUGAUUCUGAAAUAGUAUUGAAAGGUCGCUUGGGACCAGGGAUGAUGAUUUCGGCGAACCUAGAGACAGGCGAGCUUUAUGAGAAUACUGAAGUGAAGAGGCGAGUUGCAAAUGCAAAACCCUACAGUAAAUGGUUUGCAGAAGGGAGCAGAGCCUUAGAAGCAUCAGAGUAUUUAUCUCCGUCUUCAUUGACCAUCGAGGCCCUGUUCAAGCAACAGCAAUGCUUUGGUUACUCCAGCGAGGAUGUGCAAAUGGUCAUAGAGAACAUGGCGUCGCAGGGGAAGGAACCUACCUUCAGCAUGGGUGAUGAUACUCCGAUGCCUGUUCUCUCUCAAAAGUCGCAUUGGUUGUAUGACUACUUCAAGCAACGGUUUGCUCAGGUCACAAAUCCUGCCAUCGAUCCAUUGCGAGAGGGCCUUGUCAUGUCGCUAGAGAUCGCUGUCGGAAAGAAAGAGAACCUGCUUGAAGUUGGCCCACAGAAUGCAGCCCAGGUGACCCUUUUGAGUCCAGUGCUCAACGAAAAAGAGCUAGAACUUUUGAAGAUGGACAACGUGCUUAAAGCCAAGACGUUGCGUACUUAUUUCAAUAUUAGUAAAGGGAUACCUGGAGCGCUUCAAAGCGCGUUAGACAGCUUAUGCCGAGCUGCAGAUGAUGCUGUGCGUGCAGGCUCUCAGCUCAUUAUUCUGAGUGACCGCAAUAAUCAUUUAGAUCCAGAAAAGCCCGCAAUUCCUCCACUUCUGGCAGUUGGGGCAGUGCAUCACCACCUCAUCUCUAAUGGAUUGAGAAUGUCAGCCAGCAUCAUUGUUGACACUGCACAGUGCUUCAGUACACAUCACUUUGCUUGUCUCAUUGGCUAUGGUGCCAGUGGUAUUUGUCCUUAUUUAGCACUAGAGACCUGUCGACAGUGGCGCGGGAGUACUAAAACAAUAGCAUUGAUGAAGAAUGGGAAAAUCCCAACAUCUUCUGUUGAGCAAGUUCAAGCAAACUACGUCAAGGCUGCAAAGGUGGGCCUUUUGAAGAUCCUCUCCAAAAUGGGCAUAUCUCUGAUGACGAGCUACCACGGUGCUCAAAUUUUUGAAAUUUAUGGGUUGGGCCGAGAAGUUGUGGACCUUGCUUUUCGUGGGAGUGUAUCUCGUAUAGGUGGCUUAACGCUUGAUGAGGUGGCGUGGGAAACUGUAUCAUUUUGGUCGAAAGGUUUUGGUGAAGACUCAGCAAGAAAGCUGGAAAACUAUGGCUUUAUACAGUCGAGACCAGGUGGUGAAUAUCACGGCAACAAUCCAGAGAUGUCAAAGCUGCUUCACAAGGCAGUUAGGGAGGGAAACAGGGAUGCGUAUGCUGUAUAUCUAGAGUAUCUUGCUAGUCGACCUGUCAAUGUUCUUCGUGACAUGCUGGAGUUUAAGUCAGACAGGAAACCCAUUCCCGUCGAGGAUGUGGAAUCAGCCUCGAAUAUUGUAUCCCGGUUCUGCACAGGAGGGAUGUCCUUGGGAGCCAUUUCUAGAGAAACUCAUGAAGUUAUUGCGGUAGCCAUGAACAGAAUAGGCGGGAAAUCUAAUUCAGGAGAAGGGGGUGAGGAUCCCGUGAGAUGGAAGCAUCUGGAGGAUGUCGUUGAUGGUUUGUCGCCCUUGCUUCCUCAUCUGAGGGGAUUGAAGAACGGAGAUCACGCAUCGAGUGCCAUCAAGCAGGUUGCUUCGGGGCGGUUUGGUGUGACACCUACAUUUCUGGCCAAUGCAGACCAAUUGGAAAUAAAGAUAGCUCAGGGUGCUAAACCCGGAGAAGGUGGACAGCUUCCUGGAAAAAAAGUUAGUCCAUAUAUUGCUACUUUGCGUAAUUCAAAAGCUGGUGUCCCAUUGAUCUCUCCACCUCCACAUCAUGAUAUAUACUCCAUUGAAGAUCUUGCCCAACUAAUUUACGAUCUUCACCAGGUUAAUCCCAAAGCCAAAGUCUCGGUGAAGCUUGUAGCAGAAGUUGGAAUCGGUACAGUUGCUUGUGGAGUUGCUAAAGCUAACGCAGAUAUAAUACAGAUUUCAGGAUAUGAUGGAGGAACUGGGGCUAGCCCCAUUAGCUCGAUCAAGCACGCUGGGGGUCCUUGGGAGCUUGGUUUAACAGAAACACAUCAGGAUCUCCUCAAGAAUGGUCUUAGGGAAAGAGUAAUGCUCAGAGUAGACGGAGGCUUCAAGAGUGGAGUCGAUGUGAUGAUGGGAGCAGCCAUGGGUGCUGAUGAAUAUGGCUUCGGUACUGUUGCUAUGAUUGCCACAGGUUGCAUUAUGGCACGUAUUUGCCAUACCAAUAAUUGCCCUGUUGGAGUUGCAAGUCAGAGAGAGGAGUUGCGCGCUCGGUUUCCUGGUGUUCCCGGAGAUCUUGUGAAUUACUUUUUAUAUGUCGCUGAAGAGGUGCGAGGUAUGUUGGCUAAUCUAGGGUAUCAGAAGCUCGAUGAUAUUAUUGGACGAACUGACCUGCUUCGGCCAAGAAACGUCAAACUCCGAAAGACAAACCCCUUGGAUCUCAGUUUCCUUUUGAAGAGUGUUGGAUUACCCAAGUGGAGCAGUACACAGAUUCGUGGGCAGGAGGUUCAUUCCAAUGGUGUCAUUUUAGAUGACAUUCUUCUAUCUGAUCCAGAGAUUGCAGAGGCUAUUGAGAAGGCGAAAACAUUUGAGAAGACUAUUAAAAUAUUCAAUGUUGAUCGCUCUGUGUGUGGACGUUUAGCUGGUGUAAUUUCUAAAAAGUAUGGGGAUAAUGGAUUCCCAGGGCGGCUCAAUCUAACGUUUGUUGGAAGUGCGGGACAGUCAUUUGGUUGUUUUUUGACUCCAGGAAUAAACUUGCGUCUAAUUGGAGAAGCAAAUGAUGGUGUUGCCAAGGGAAUGGCAGGAGGAGAGGUUGUUGUGGUUCCAUAUGAUAACUGUGGGUACGUGCCAGAGGAGGCAACUAUAGUAGGCAAUACUUGUCUGUAUGGUGCUACAGGAGGCCAGCUAUUUGUGAGGGGUAAAGCAGGCGAGAGAUUUGCUGUGCGGAACUCUAUGGCAGAAGCAGUAAUUGAAGGGACUGGCGACCAUUGCUGCGAAUACAUGACCGGUGGUUGUGUAGUGUCCCUUGGCAAGGUUGGUCGCAACGUAGCCGCCGGAAUGACUGGUGGCUUAGCUUAUUUCCUGGACGAAGAUGAUACUUUCACGCCCCAGGUGAACAGGGAGAUAGUGAAAAUGCAACGCGUCACAACUCCUGCUGGGCAAGCACAACUUAGGCUGCUCAUCCAGUCCCAUACAGAGAAGACAGGGAGUGCCAAGGGGAAGUAUGUCCUGGAGAAUUGGGACAAGGUUAUCCCACAGUUUUGGCAACUUGUGCCUCCAAGUGAGGAUUCAACUCCCGAGGCGAAGGCUGGAUCUGAUGAUAAACAAAUCGAUCGACUUGUUGCACAUGCUGCUUGAGUUCAACAUCAAUUGAAGCCCCACAUGCAGUAGCUACCUACCUGUGCCAGAAGCCCUACUAGCAGCAACUCUCAUAACCUUCACUUGCUGCAGUACCUCCUGCAUUCAGUCCUGUGAGUUCCUUCGAAAUAUCAACCUGCAAACCAAGUGGGUGUAUGCCGGAUAUGAAACGCAUUAUGGGGAAGCGGCAACAUGGUGAAGCUUAACUAUUUCUGACCUCCACUUCGUAAUUUCUGUAUUCUUCCUAGGCGAGUGGACGUAAUUGUCUCCAUUGGAUUGAGGUUCUUACCUCAACUGAAAAUUGGCGGACAGAACUGAGUUUUUCCAGUUCAUCGGAUCAUUCCAGAUAUAUUUGCCAAGAUUUCGUAGUGUAAUAAGAUUGUUUUCUGACAGAUAUUGCUCAGAAACAUGUAGUCCUGUGGGCCAAUGACUAUCAUUUGAAAUUGUUUCAGAUUGAAAAUAACACUCGAAUCUGUAGAAGUUACAUCAGUUCGUUUCUAUUCGCUAGAUUCCACAUUGAAUGAAGGAUAUCUGCUGUCGUUGUCUGCUCGCCAUUGCCACUGGUGAUGGCUAAAUGAGUAUAUUACGAUGAGACGUGUUUCUUUUUACGGUUUCCUACCAAAGAAAAUGUGCCCUAUGGAAUUGUUCCCAGCCUGUUAUAUUAAUGAGAGAUUUUACUCUUAUUUUU
This is a messenger RNA of Physcomitrium patens, 5889 nucleotides long. NCBI's taxonomy places the organism in Eukaryota, Viridiplantae, Streptophyta, Bryopsida, Funariales, Funariaceae. The record is from RefSeq and is a predicted model, not a curated record.